AUGGGUCAGAAAAACAGCCGCCUUCGUCCUGAAGUGAUCGACGACCUUCGCAGAAACACGGAAUUCACCGAACAGGAAAUUCACGACUGGUACAAAGGCUUCACGAAGGAUUGUCCUGACGGAACCCUGUCGGCAGAAGAGUUCAAAAAAAUAUACAGUAAUCUGUUUCCGUACGGCGAUGCUUCUGCGUUUGCGAAACACGUGUUCCGCAUUUUUGAUUCGAACAACGACGGAUCGAUAGACUUCAAGGAGUUCAUGUGUGCACUCAGCGUUACAUCUCGGGGCAAAACCGAGCAAAAGUUGAGGUGGGCCUUCCAGAUGUACGACCUAGACGGCGAUGGCUACAUUUCAAGGCAUGAGAUGCUGGAAAUCGUAGCGGCAAUUUACAAAAUGGUCGGCAACGUUGUAAAGAUGCCGGACGACGAGGCGACACCGGAGAAACGAACUGACAAGAUCUUUCAAAUGAUGGACAAGAAUUUGGACGGAAAAUUGUCAGUUGAAGAAUUCAUCAAAGGUGCGAUGUCCGACAAGUCGAUCAUACGGCUUCUAGAAGACAGCGUUGCGGCUCCUCGAUGA
Messenger RNA from Soboliphyme baturini, 576 nucleotides. Lineage: Eukaryota; Metazoa; Nematoda; Enoplea; Dioctophymatida; Soboliphymatidae. The record is from the annotation of a GenBank genome assembly.